Molecule: messenger RNA, 3018 nt
Organism: Stereum hirsutum FP-91666 SS1
Lineage: Eukaryota; Fungi; Basidiomycota; Agaricomycetes; Russulales; Stereaceae
Exons: 11
Coding region: 1-3018 (1005 amino acids)
Biological process (GO): telomere capping; regulation of telomere maintenance via telomerase
Cellular component (GO): chromosome, telomeric region; nuclear telomere cap complex
Molecular function (GO): telomerase inhibitor activity; G-rich strand telomeric DNA binding
Source: RefSeq, a predicted model, not a curated record
AUGUACAGACGGCGCUUCGCUGAACUGAGAAACGACGACGCCGCCGGGUUUCUUACCGGACGAGUGAUCAAUGUUCUCUCCAAAAUGAAAUGCUUUAAGCUGGAGCUCUCAGGUGAUCAGUCCUCUGUCAACAGACAGGUCUACGUAGACAUGGGUUCGCAGGGAAAGGAGCCAUGGACUCGCAAUAUCAAUAUCGCCGUUGACGACGAGAUCGACCUCUCUCUCAAAGGCGUAGAGGUUCAGAAAGCAAAGAAGGUGAUAGGGCUACGGUACAUGAAGGGUAUAACCUUCAAGCUCUUGAAGCGAUCGGGAACUCCGCUCGCUUCUCCCAAGAUUAUCAACACUUGGCCGGGCCCCAAGCCUAUAAUACCGCAGCAGCAGAAGCAGCAGCAGCCACCACUACCACCGAAACGGGAUCCCGAUAGCUGGUUCUCAUCCUCCGAGCCGGCAGACGACUUAGAGGACCGGUCUGAUCCUGGCAGCGAGGAAUCUGAAGCUGACGCCACAGCUGUUGAUAUAAUACUCAGCUCUGAAGCACCUUUCGACAACUCGCCCGGUCACUCCUCUCGAUCAGCGACCCUCGCCGGCUCAUCACCAGCACAGAAACUGUCCCAGUCCUCACUCACCAAUCAACUCAUUGCUGUUUCCCUCGACUCGCCCACCCACCUUGAUAGCGUCGAACCUCAGAAGUCCGUAGCCCAAUCUGUGCUCAAGCCGUCCAAGAAGAAACGCCGACGAGCCGAAAGACUGCAAACUGUCGACUCACAUCAAGCCCACGCUCCCCCGGUCACUGCUGCUGCCGCCGAUCCCAGCAGUGCGGAUUCUGUCAGGGCUCCACCACCCGCUGCGGGUCAGGUCAUAAACAUCGGAAGCGUCAGAGCAGGCGAGACAAGCAAUGAUGCUGUAAAUCAGCGAAAGCUGUCCGCUGGGCCGCCAUCGACAGCUUCCGAGGCCUCCGGAAGUACUCCCCUGCCUGCGAGCGAAAGGUCUGCUGUCUUUGACGAGACCGAUCUGUUGCCAAAAGUUGUUUUAAAAACGGAAGGCAGAGAUUAUGUUUCAUUAGAACAUGUUCAGUCCAUGCAUAAAGGGUCCUUCCUUUCUGUCAUCGGCGUCGUGACCGGCAGCCAGGACGUCACUACUGCCAAAGGAGGCGAUCUCACUAAGUCAAUAACCCUUAUGGACAAGUCAAACUUCAAGACUCACGGAGAAUAUUUCGCCCCUUCGGGCGCUGGAUUCAAGGUCAAUUUCUUCACGCGGGAGCAUUCUGCGUGGCUCCCUCCUUGCAAGGUCGGAGACGUUGUGUUGCUUCGAGACUUGAAAGUAGUUGACUUCAACGAAAUUAAAAUGGCGACGGGCUACCCUAAUACGCCUCAUUGGGCCAUCUACGACUCCACUGGUAAUCCUACGCACGGCGAUCUGACCGGAGUGCCUAGGUCCGCUUCUUCCGGGGACAAGACAUACUCGCCGUUCUGGCACCCAAGGCCGGCUGAACUUCAGUGUUGCGCCGAGUUGUCCAAGUGGUGGAAGGCGGUCGAGGAGGAGAGAAAGAGGAGACAGGGGCCUAUUACGCAGAUCGCCGUUCCACGGGAGAGGAAGAAUAAGACGAGGGAGCAUCGACUGAUUUGCGACGCGGACCCUGAUAUGGAACCGCAGGGAUUCUUCAAUUGUACGGUUGAGAUCUUGAACGUCUACGAAAACGGAUCGAACUACAGCGUCUAUGUCACGGACUAUACCGCCAAAGCAGGAAUGUUCCAGCCCACCGAGAGCUGGUGCCCUCCCAAUCUAUCCGACAAGGUUCUCCAGAUUGAAAUGUACGGUGAGGCCGCUGUUCAACUUGGUCAUCGUUUGAAAGCCGGGCAGUAUUGGAAGUUUUCGAAUACGAGGAUGAAAGUAAGCCGCAGGGAUUGUAUUGAGGGGAGUUUUAGGGAGGCGGGUAAAGCGGAGCAGUUGGACGAGACUGACGUCGCAGAGGAUCCGGAGUUGAAGGCUUUGUUGGAACGGAAGAAGAAGUGGAAAGAGACGAACGUAAGUCCGAAUACGUUCGAACAUCAGCUUUUUGAGGAUGUCGGCCUGGAGCAUUUCAACGCGACUGUUGAGGUCCUCCAUAGCCAAUUUGACUCGAGAGGGUUCUCAACGAUCUACGUGACCGACUACACCAAACGAGACGAUCUUCUUCCUCCUCCACCCGCUGGGUGGACCAAGAAUCUCGAUGGCAUGAUCGUCAAGAUAGACCUACGGGAUGGCCAGAGUAACCACGCGAAAUAUCUUCCUGCUGGAACUUUUUGUCUUAUCAAGAACCUGAAGUUGAGGAAGUCCCAUGUGAACGACCGGAAAACCACGGGUUUGGCUGGACUGCUUGCGGGGAACGACAGGCUCAUCUAUAAGUUCAACGAGAAGCAUGCGAAGGACGAUGAAUCUUUGGAGCUUUUGAGACGUAAAGAGGAAUGGAGUGAGAGUUUGGAGACCAAUAAUAUUAGGCGAGCGAGUGCAACCGCACAACCUCAGACUAAGACAGGCUCUUCCAAGCGUAUUGAUGCCGGCACCAUCAAGAAGCUUAAGAGUAUCGAGAAGUCUCCUGCUCUUUUCACCGUUAGAGCUCGCGUCGUCAAGAUAGCGCCCUCACCAGUAGAACACUGCGUCUGGAAGUUUUGCAAUGGUUGUCACAAACGAAUAUCAGCCGACGACAAUGCGUGUAGUUUUUGCAGUCGUAUGGAGCCUGGCACACCUAUGACGUUCGUCUACGCUCUGAAAUUCCUGCUGCAAGAUGAAGAAGGCGACCUUCUCGACGUUCAGGUUGACCAGAAAUUUGAGCCCUUGAAAGACUUUCCACCGUGCGACUUGUGGGAGAAUUCAGAGGUCGGUGAAGAUCUACGCAGUCGGUUGAGGCCGUAUGCUGGAGACUUGUUGGAGGCUUCGGGUGGGGUGCUUCCCAAUGAACGGCUGAACACAGAGUUCGAAACUUUGACGGUGGAACGGUAUAUUAAUCAGAACGGGAAGAACCUCCAUCGCCUGCGGUGA